UGAACCUCGCGAGGACGACAUACGGUACACCAUGCAGCUGUGCCGAUGGGUUUUGAAACCGAUCGGCAUCUGGCAUCUGAUCUACGGUCACUUCUCACAGUACGACAGGCUCCUCUCGGUGAUCCUGAUCGUCACCUGCUUGUCUACCCUGUGCUUUGUCCUGAUACCGUCCGGUCUGUACACACUGCUCCGCGAAAAGGACAUCAACGUGAAAGUCAAGCUGUUUGGUCCGGUCGGAUUCUGCCUGACCUCCACGAUUAAAUAUUGCUACCUCGGGGCGCGCGCGACGUCGUUCGGGAAGUGCAUUCAUCAUGUCGAGGAUGACUGGCGGGCGGUGCGGGACGAAGAUCACCGCAAGAUCAUGCUGAAUACGGCGUCAACGGGCCGCAAGAUCACCAUGUUGUGCGCGCUUUUCCUUUAUACCGGCGGCUUGGCUUACCACACGAUCUUGCCGUUGUCUUCCACAAUAAAGGUCAAUGGCAGCCUCAUUAUCAGAUCACUCCCUUAUCCCGGCUACGACAUAUUCUUCGACUCCGAAGCCAGUCCCGCUUACGAGAUCGUGUUUUGCAUCCAUUGUCUGUACGCACUGGUCACGUACAACAUCACCACAGCGGCGUGCAGCUUGGCCUCAAUUUUCGUGACCCAUGCAUGCGGGCAGGUGCAGAUACUGACGACGCAUUUAAAUAAUCUGGUCAACGGGAAAAGGAACGACGACAACACCACCGUGGAGAAACGUCUGAGAGUGAUAACGAGGCAUCAUGUGCGAGUGCUAAGAUUUACAGCCGACGUGGAGGAAGUGUUGCGCGAAAUAUGCUUAAUGGAACUGGUGGCUGCGACCUUGAUCAUAUGCUUUUUGGAAUACUAUUGCAUGAUGUACAGCAAAAUUGAUUCAGCCGCAUACGCAGUUAAUUGGUACGAUUUACCUGGACAUAAAGCUCUAAACCUCGUAAUGAUUAUCACGAUAUCACAUUAUCCACCGAAACUUACUGCUGGCAAAUUCUUCGACUUAUCCCUCAAUACUUUCAGCACGGUACUUAAGACGUCCGUAGUAUAUUUUAAUUUACUUCGGACGGUUACCGAAUAGAAAUUCCAUUUUUUUGUAGUUCUCAAU
Molecule: messenger RNA, 1111 nt
Organism: Dinoponera quadriceps
Lineage: Eukaryota; Metazoa; Arthropoda; Insecta; Hymenoptera; Formicidae
Exons: 4
Coding region: 32-1084 (350 amino acids)
Biological process (GO): sensory perception of smell; detection of chemical stimulus involved in sensory perception of smell
Cellular component (GO): plasma membrane
Molecular function (GO): odorant binding; olfactory receptor activity
Source: RefSeq, a predicted model, not a curated record